ACGGACGAGCAAGCGGGACGUCUUUCCUAGCCGCCCUUCACGUGUUUUUUCUUCCUCCCCUUAAAUCCACAUUUUGCGUGCAAAGCGAAGUUGCGCACGUAAAAAAAAAAAAAAAAAAAAGCGCCGAGCGAAGACGCGCACCAAACCAAAAAGGAGAAAGCAAGCAGAAGGAGGCACAAGAGUGGUUAUGGAUACGUGCUCGCGGAUUCUCCUGCUGCUCCUGCUGCUGCACUCCGCUGCCGUCUUGUCCCUGUCCACACAUGUGGCAUUGGUGUACCCCCAGGACCCCGUCCUCCGCGUGGGCUCCAACCUGACGGCCAGUUGCUGGGUGCCACCGGACGCCGGCGUCCACGCCAGUUCGCUGUACUGGACGCUCAACGGCCAGCGGCUGCCCGCCUCCACGUACCGAACGCUGAGCCCCAGCAACCUCAGCGUGACGCUCAGCGGCCUCAACGCCUCGCGGCAGACGUCCGGCGAUAAUCUGGUGUGCCACAACCACAAGGGUCACAUCCUGGCCGGCUCUUGCAUCUAUGUCGGAAUGCCUCCGGAGAAGCCUCUCAAUUUGACGUGCUGGUCUCGGAACACCAAAGACCUGACGUGCAGCUGGGCGCCGGGAGGGAAGGGGGAGACCAGCAUUAGCACCCAGUACUUGCUCAAGUACAAGCUCAGGUGGUACGGAAAGGAGAAGGAGUGCGAGGAGUACACUCACAUUCAGCCAUACUCAUGCAGCAUCACUCGCGACCUGCACCUCUUCACCCCCUACGAGAUUUGGGUGGAGGCCUCCAAUCAGCUGGGCCGCGCCUCCUCCGACGUUAUCAUGUUGGACAUUCUCGACGUGGUGACCACGGACCCUCCGUCAGGGGUGACGGUGAGUCGCGUGGGGCAGUUGGAGGACCAGCUGAGCGUUCGCUGGGAGGCCCCGCCGGCACUCAAGGACUUCCUGUUCCAGGCCAAGUACCAAAUCCGUUACCGUCUGGAGGACAGCCAAGACUGGAAGGUGAUGGAUGACGUCGGCAACCAGACGUCUUGCAGGCUGGCGGGACUCAGACCUGGAACUGUGUAUUUUGUGCAGGUCCGCUGUAACCCGGUGGGCAUCUACGGUUCCCGCAAAGCUGGAAUCUGGAGUGAGUGGAGUCAUCCCACUGCUGCGUCCACACCACACAGUGAGCGGGCGGCGUCAGGCUCGUGCGACCCCAAGUCGAGCGGCGACUCCAACUCGACGCUGCGCCGCGAGCUGAAGCAGUUCUUCGGCUGGGCGCGCAAACACGCCUACGGCUGCAGCAGCAUGUCCAUGAAGCUCUACGACCAGUGGCGGGUGCUCAUGCAGAAGUCGCACAAAGCACGCAACCAGGUAGGUUCUCCAAGGGGAUAAAUCAUAGCACAUGCGCAGUGGAAAAA
Molecule: messenger RNA, 1398 nt
Organism: Hippocampus comes (tiger tail seahorse)
Lineage: Eukaryota; Metazoa; Chordata; Actinopteri; Syngnathiformes; Syngnathidae
Gene: crlf1a
Product: cytokine receptor-like factor 1a
Exons: 9
Coding region: 188-1372 (394 amino acids)
Biological process (GO): cytokine-mediated signaling pathway; positive regulation of tyrosine phosphorylation of STAT protein
Cellular component (GO): external side of plasma membrane; CRLF-CLCF1 complex; signaling receptor complex
Molecular function (GO): cytokine receptor activity; cytokine binding
Source: RefSeq, a predicted model, not a curated record